AUGACCACCACCACCACCUUCAAGGGCGUCGACCCCAACNNCAGGAAUAGCUCCCGGGUUUUGCGGCCUCCAGGUGGUGGAUCCAAUUUUUCAUUAGGUUUUGAUGAACCAACAGAACAACCUGUGAGGCGGAAUAAAAUGGCCUCUAGCAUCUUUGGGACACCUGAGGAAAAUCCCCCUUCCUGGGCCAAGUCGGCAGGUGCCAAGUCUUGUGGUGGCCGGGAAGAUUCUGAGUCAUCUGGACCCCAGAGAAGGAACUCUUCUGAAGCAAACCCUGGAGACUUCUUAGAUCUGAAGGGAGAAGGUGAUGUUCAUGAAAACGUAGACACAGACUUGCAGGCCAGCCUGGGGCAGAGCGAGGAGAAGCCUGUGCCCGCUGCCCCUGUGCCCAGCCCAGUGGCACCGGCGCCCGUGCCAUCCCGGAGAAACCCCCCUGGUGGCAAGUCCAGCCUCGUCCUGGGUUAG
Molecule: messenger RNA, 465 nt
Organism: Lipotes vexillifer (Yangtze River dolphin)
Lineage: Eukaryota; Metazoa; Chordata; Mammalia; Artiodactyla; Lipotidae
Gene: JPT1
Product: Jupiter microtubule associated homolog 1
Exons: 6
Coding region: 1-465 (154 amino acids)
Cellular component (GO): nucleus
Source: RefSeq, a predicted model, not a curated record